GUUGUUUAUAUCUAAUCGUUAGCUUUCUGUUUAUUACGUCGCCAUUUUUGUUGUUCCGACGGAGGACAUCUACAGAGAAGGACUUUACUCUCUCAUACUGAAACAAUCACACUGUGUACUUCACUGGCUUUGGCAUGAAUAACAGUCCACAUGGGAUGGCCCCGUGGCAUGGGGCCAAUGGACAAGGACAGGGAGGAGGAGGCUGGUAUAAUGGGCCCCAAGGACCUUAUGGAGGCUACGGAGGGUCAUAUACUGGCCCACCUGGACCACCACCGCCGGGUUGGAAUAGUUAUGGUCCUGCUGGAGGUGGUGGUGGCUAUGGAGGAUAUGCUGGAUAUCAAACACCUUGGGGUUAUAGUGUGCCACCUGGAAUGUCAGGCCCACUCCCUCUGCCUCAAUCUGAUAACACCUCCAAUAGUAAUGUUAAUAAUAACAAGAACAAUAAUAAUUCUGGGAAUGAUAACACCCCUCCUCUACCUCCUGGUCCUCCACCAGGUGGGCAAAAUUCUGAAAGUGAUGGCCAGAACAAAGUUAAUAAUUUAAAUACUUCACCAAAUAAUACACCUGGGAAACACCAAGAUGCCAGCAGCCAACCAAACACCAGUGUCCUACCGCCACAACGUUAUAAUAAUCAGGAAUACAAUCAAGGUUAUAAUCAUGGCUAUAAUCAGCCUUAUACCCAGGGAUAUGAUAAUUAUGGUGGCUACAGUGGAGGAUGGUAUGGUCCAUCGGGCCCUCCACCCAGAGGGCUACCACCAAACUAUAAUCAAGCAUCCAUGGGUCGAGGAAAUUCACAAACUGGUUCAGGUGGCCCUGUCAAAUUUAACCUUCCCAGCAAGAAAGGACUUGGAUAUAAUGCCUUACAGCAACAGCAGGCCUCCCAGCAGCAGCAGCAACAGCCUCCCCAUCCACAGCAGCACCAACAACAACAGCUGCAGCAUCAACAAGAACAGCAGCAUCAACAAGAACAGCAGCAACAGCCACAUCAACAACAACAACAACUACAACUACAACAACAACAGCAGCAGCAACAUCAGCAGCAACAGCAACAGCAUUAUCAGCAACACACUUCUAGCCAUAAUAAGAAUAAGAAAAAGAAUAAGAAUAAAAAUAAUGUGAUCAUGUCCAACAACCCAUGGAACAAAAUACAAUUUAUGAAUAACCAACAGCAGCAACAGCAUCAUCAUCCAUUAAAUUCAAGUGAAAAAGAAAAUUCUGAUGCUCAACCAUCUGUAAAUAAAGCUCCAGGGAUUACUGAAAACCAAGUUGUGAUGAACAAGACACAGGACACAAAAGUGGUCAAGGAUAUGAAAGGAAUGACUGGAUUGGUUGCUAAUGGUGACUGGCCUGAAAGUUUGAAAGCAUAUGUUGGGCGGUGUUUUGCUCGCUGUGUCACAGAAUUGGACAAAGACCAAGUUGAGAUAUGCCUUAAAGGAAAGCUUACUCAAGCAGCAAAUAAUGGGACUUUGUGGACGAAGAACUGGGAUGAAGAAUCUCUUCCUAGCAUACAUAGUGAAUCCACUGUCACCCAAAUAUCGCACAUGAAGACCUGGAGUGCAACUAGUGAUGCUGGAUCAGACACAAGCUCCACUAGUCCUAUGAAACAGCAGAACAAGAAAUCACCUUACAAGAAGCAAAUGGUGUCAGCUGGUUAUGCUGCCCGUGGAAUGAGAUCGCAUCGUUCAAAAUCACGGUCAAGGUCUCGUUCACGAUCGAGAUCUCACUCCCGAUCAAGAACACAUUCAAGGUCAAGAUCACGAUCCCCCAUGUUUAGGAAAGGAAGACGAGAUGGUAAACGUCGCCAUUCAUCCACAGAUUCUGAAGAUGAAAAUAAGGGUUUCAUCCGAUUGAACUCGAAGAGGGGACGAAGCCCAAUGAAUACUGGUAAUCGAGGAAAAGGCAAGAAGGUUAAGGGGAAAAAUAAUAAGACAGAAUCCCACUUCUACUCCAAACAUGGCCGCAUGAGUCUUGAUCCAGAGUUCAGCACUUCUGAGCGGCUGCAGAAGAGAGCAGCUCGUUUCAAUGCUGGUGGUGUUGGGGGUCCGAGCCCAGGGCCUCAGAGGAAAAAGAAACAACUGAAUAUUACAAAAACUAUUAGCAAUACAUUUACUGUUGAUGGAGAUGAUAUUGAUUGGACCUCAAUGCAUAUUGUAGGAACUUCCACAGCUAUGGAAAAACCAUAUCUUCGAUUGACUGCGGCCCCAGAUCCAUCUACUGUCAGAACAGUAGACACCUUGAAACGAUCUCUGGAAUGCAUUAAACGUCAGUGGGUGCGUAACCAGGAUUAUCGAUAUGCCUGUGACCAACUCAAAUCUUUACGCCAAGAUCUAACUAUACAGGGUGUCAGAGACGGCUUUACGGUUCAGGUAUAUGAGACACAUUCCCGAAUUGCCCUUGAGAAAGGAGAUCAUGAAGAGUUCAAUCAGUGUCAGAGUCAGCUAAAACAACUAUAUUGUGAAGUGGGGGGAGAAAACACACUUGAAUUUAUUGCUUAUAGACUCCUCUACUACAUCUUCACCAAAAAUACAUUAGACAUUACCUCCCUCUUGGCUGGACUUACGAUGGAGCAGAAGCAGGAUGAGUGCAUUGGUUUUUCUCUAAAGCUACGUGCAGCCUGGUCAUUGGGAAAUUACCAUCGCUUCUUUCGGCUGUACCGCACUGCUCCUAAGAUGGCUGGAUAUCUUGUUGAUUGGUUUGCAGACAGAGAAAGAAAGCAGGCAUUAAGGGCAAUGCUUAAAGGCUAUCGGCCGGGUAGUCUAGAGGUCAGUUUUAUUAGGUCGGAGUUGGCUCUCGGAACUCAAGAGGAAUGGCAGAAAUUUGAGAGCGGCAUAAGCUUGGUCUAUACUGAUGUGUCAAAGACGAAAAUAGACUGUAAAAAAUCUUCUGCGGAUGUCUUGGCAAUGUAGUUUGUUACUUUCAUGAAAAUGGACAAUGAAAUCAAAGUUUUCAUGACGAACCCUAUGGAAGUGCAUAAAAACUUUUAAUACACGAUAAAGAUUUGAUCUUUCAUAAAUUGGCAUUGAGAGGGUUGUUUGGGUGGGUGUGUGAUGGUUGUCUUAUUAAAUAGACGUAGUGACCACAAGAUGAAAUUUUGGACACAAUUUCUCCCCCCAAAAUUUUGAAAAUGUUUUUAACCUUGUUGACAGUCUGGGUACACAAACAUUGGAAGCAAAUGUUUACUGUUGAACUAAUAUUCACAUUAUGAAAGGAGAGAAGACACUGUGGACCAAGUGUAACUGAACUUUUGUAGUUUGUAAGGAAACUGAAAAGUACAAAUGAAAUUAAUUGAAUGAAAAAGUUAUAACAUUUGAAAUGUAACUGGUAAAUUGUUAGUCAGUUGAUGAACAUGAAAUAUAGGAAAGAAAUUUGGGGACAUCAGUGGACAUCAAAAAGUUGUGCUGUGAAAUUUAUGAAGAGAAAAUUAUUUGAGACAAGUUAUCCUGUUGCUUGGACUGUACUGGAGAGUGCUCCACCCAUUAUUUUAUAAAAAUCUUCAUUAUUUUCAAUUUUGAUAAACCACUCCCAUAAACCCUUCCUCCUCCCAGUGACAUGAUAAUUACAAUUUUGAUUUUGUUUUUAUCCUCUUCUGUAACAAUUAUUUAAUGAAUGAGGGAAGAGUCAGUCCUGCUCCUUUCAGCAUUCAUUGUUAAUAAACAAGCAUGUCAUCAUUAUCAUCAUCAUCAUCAUUACCAUCGAUUUCAAAAUCGGCAAAAUCUAUGGAGGAUAAACUACGACCGGAUAUUUGGAGUAGGACAUUGAAGGCAUCAAAUUUUCACCUACAAUAUCCUUACAUUUAAGCUGUUAUGUCCAAGUUACCACAGGACCAUUGGGAGACUGGCAGGGUACAGGACAGUGCUGGAUCUUCACGACUACUCAGGAUCUUCACACUAACAUGGCUCUUCACGACAACACAGGAUCGUCACGACAACGUGGGAAUGUUUAAGGGAUAGCUAUAAAGGUUCCUUACAAUGUACCUUAUCCUAUACCAUUUUCAGGUACUUAUGGAAUGAAGCACGGAAAAGGGGAUGCAGCAAGUUGCAGAAAUAUACCAUUUUCAGGUACUUAUGGAAUGAAGCACGGAAAAGGGGAUGCAGCAAGUUGCAGAAAAGUAAGAGUGCAAUUUUCUUUAUCAACAGUAAGAAGAUUCAUUUACACCAGUUUCAUUUGCUUGGGAGUUUACUGUCCCAAAUUCGCAAAUCUUUCUCAUCAAUCCCCUUUUCACCUUUAUGAUCUUCCCUUGUGAUGGUGAUGCCAUUCCUUUACAGUUCCAAGUGGCAGGAUUCAAGUGCAAGUAAUGAGACUUUGAAAAAAGUACCCUUGAACUUACACUCAAACUGUGAAAGAUUGCAAGUAGACUGGAAUUUGGAACAAGUUAUGCAGGACAUUUUCUUUAGACUGAAGCAGUGCAGUGGACAGUGUGAAUUUUUGACUUUUGCAUUGGUCUUUGGGUUGUUAAGUCUUAUGUUCAGCAGCCUUUGUAUGAAAUUUCCUUGGUAAUAAUUCCAUCUCCACAGAGUUACUAGGUUUUGAGUUUCAAAAAUACCCCAAGAAGAAAGAUCUUCAAGACCAAUUGGUUGAGCUUGUCACUGAAGUCUCCAGCAUUUUUCAUCUGAGUAUGAUUUUCAUGCUGUCAUUAGGUUGAUGGGGAUAACAACAUUAGUGGUUGAUUGCACCAGUGCUUCAGUUGCAAGUUAUCCUAGUGACAGCAGCAGCAGUAGCAGCUCAUAAUCCUUCUGCACCCUCAGCUCCUGUUGGGUAUCAGGUUAUGGAACAAUAGCUUGUUCCAUGUUCAUCCAGAAUUGUUCCAGUGUCCAGCAGUAUUUCAGCAGCAGCAGCAGUUCCAGUCUCCUCCCAUAUCUGAAGCAGUGUUCCAGCCUUCAAGAAGACCAACAGUUCCAGAUUGCAGCAGGCAAGCAGAGUUCCAGUCGAUGAGAAGCCAAUCCUGAGGAAAUCAGGAAUGUUCCAGCAUCAUCGUUCUGCAGUGUUCCAGUCUUUUUUCUUUUUCUUUCCUUCUUUUUCUUCUUUUUUAACACCAUAAUUUUUAUUAAAAUCUCAAUCUGCUCUUAACAAUGAAUUAUGAAAAGUACCUCUCUCUCUCUCUCUCUCUCUCUCUCUCUCUCUCUCUCUCUCUCUCUCUCUCUCUCUCUCUCUCCUUCCUUCCUUCCUUCCUUUAUUUAUUUAUUUAUUUUUUUAUGCAGCAGGACAGCACAAAAACAAUAAAAUUACAGUGUGUCCCUCCAUAAUCAUACAGAAAUAGACAGUUUCCAAAUUAGAAUAUCUUCUAUCAAAAAUAGGAGUCCCACGAGCUCAUCUUUCGUCUUGUGUACUAAUCUACACCUAUUUUCCAUUUUUGCCAGUAAAUCAUUAAAGAUCAAAUGAUAUCAUACAUAACCAUGUGCAGCUUAGUCCUUGUUGUUGGAGUAUACCUAUGAGGUACUUCAAACUUUAAUAAAAAUUUAUCUUCUGUUAUACAGUUUUUGAGUCAGUUCCUAAUCAGAUACACAAAUCUUGUAUUAUGAAUACUCCAAAGUAAUUAAUGUGUUAAUAGGUGUUUUUACCAAGUGAAGUAAGAGUCAUAGUCACCUUUGUACUGAUUUUUCAUUAUCACUUUUUUAUUAGGAAAUUUAUUUUAGCCUAGCAACUGCUUAUCCAGUCACCCCCAAUUGACUGGCUGAAUCCGAGCAGGGUAUAGAAUGUCUUAUGGUUGAUAAAGAUCCAAUCGCUAUUAUUCUAAUAUUUACAUUUUGGGUAUUAAUGUAAUAAUUACAUGUUUAUAUUUGAUACUUUUUAGUCUUCUGAAUAUUAUUUUCUUUGUUAAAUCCUUUCAUAAAGUAUUUCAUCAUGUUGGGAUCAGUCCACAAGAUGUGACUGUUGACAUUGUUUAAUUUAAGUUUUUGUAAAUACUGUUGAUUUACUUUGGUAAAUAAAUUAUGAAACUUAA
Molecule: messenger RNA, 5941 nt
Organism: Homarus americanus (American lobster)
Lineage: Eukaryota; Metazoa; Arthropoda; Malacostraca; Decapoda; Nephropidae
Product: leukocyte receptor cluster member 8 homolog
Exons: 12
Coding region: 135-2906 (923 amino acids)
Cellular component (GO): nucleus
Source: RefSeq, a predicted model, not a curated record